This is a messenger RNA of Myotis daubentonii (Daubenton's bat), 2055 nucleotides long. It is a transcript of the gene MXI1, whose product is annotated as MAX interactor 1, dimerization protein. Gene Ontology annotation, biological process: regulation of transcription by RNA polymerase II. The record is from RefSeq and is a predicted model, not a curated record. Gene Ontology annotation, molecular function: DNA-binding transcription factor activity, RNA polymerase II-specific; RNA polymerase II cis-regulatory region sequence-specific DNA binding; protein dimerization activity. Lineage: Eukaryota; Metazoa; Chordata; Mammalia; Chiroptera; Vespertilionidae.
AAUCUCCCAUACACACAGACCCACUGCGAGAUCGACACACACUCACACUCGGGCACACAACCGCACGCAGUGAGGCUCGGGAAGUCAGAUCGCCUCCUCGCCCGAGCGCCUCCUCCGCUCCAGCCAGCCGGGUCUCCCUGGGCCCGAGCCCAGCCGGGCCGCGCAGCCCUACCCGAGGACGAGCUCGGCGGACCCCGGUCCCCCCAUGGGCAAACGCGGACGGCCGCGCAAGGAGGCGCGCUGCGAGGGCGCGGGGCUGGCCCCCGCCGCGCCCCCGGCCGUGGCCGCGCCCCAGCCCCCUGCCCAGCCGGACGAGCCCGCGGGGGCCAAGCUCAGGUGCCCCUUCUCGGACAUUUUCAACACCAGCGAGAACUCGAUGGAGAAGCACAUCAACACUUUUCUGCAGAACGUGCAGAUUCUGCUCGAGGCCGCCAGCUACCUGGAGCAGAUCGAGAAAGAAAACAAAAAGUGUGAACAUGGCUACGCCUCAACGUUUCCCUCCAUGCCGAGCCCCCGGCUGCAGCAUUCGAAGCCCCCACGGAGGUUGAGCCGGGCACAGAAACACAGCAGCGGGAGCAGCACCACCAGCACUGCCAACAGGUCUACACACAAUGAGCUGGAAAAGAAUCGACGAGCUCAUCUGCGCCUAUGUUUAGAACGCUUAAAAGUUCUGAUUCCACUAGGACCAGACUGCACCAGGCACACAACACUUGGUUUGCUCAACAAAGCCAAAGCACACAUCAAGAAACUUGAAGAAGCUGAAAGGAAGAGCCAGCACCAGCUAGAAAACUUGGAAAGAGAACAGAGAUUUUUAAAGCGGCGACUGGAACAGUUGCAGGGUCCUCAGGAGAUGGAACGAAUACGAAUGGACAGCAUCGGAUCAACUAUUUCUUCAGAUCGCUCUGAUUCAGAGCGAGAGGAGAUUGAAGUGGAUGUUGAAAGCACAGAGUUCUCCCAUGGAGAAGUGGACAAUAUCAGCACCACCAGCAUCAGUGACAUUGAUGACCACAGCAGCCUGCAGAGUAUUGGGAGUGACGAGGGUUACUCCAGUGCCAGUGUCAAACUUUCGUUCACUUCCUAGAACCCAGCAUGACAUAACAGUGCAGGGCAAAAUACUCACUGGGCCAAUUCAAUCCAAACAAUCUCUUAAAUUGGGUUCAUGAUGCAGUCUCCUUUAAAACUAACCUAAACAAAAUCAUACUUGAACAAAAGGGUCAGAAGACCUCUAUUUAAGCAAAUACUUAGCAAAAUGUGGGGCAGAGCCUCCCCGGCAGAACAAAUACUCAUUAAUAUUCAUUUUUGAAAAUCACAAUUUCUAAUGGCAGCAGAAAACUUGUGUGAAAUUUUCUUGACUUGAUUUAGUUGAUUUGAAAGGACAUUGGAAACUCCAUCCUUUUUUUCUUUCCUAGGUUGCUCAUAGUGUAGACACAUUUAAGGAUGGUAUUCUGAACCCUUCCUGAGCUUUAUGAUCCUAAAAACAAAAUCAGAUCUAUAAUAAUGGCAAGACAAGAUAAUCAGGCAUUAAUCUUGGAUAGCUACACAGCUAUUAAAACUUAGCCUGGGCUAGCUUAUCAUGAAGCCUGUGGAUGAUCAAUUCUUUAAUUAAAAAAAAAUAAAAAAGAACGCACACAUUCAUUUCAUGCUCUGCAAAAGGAGAGACUCCCAUGAAGCCUUUUGAAAGGGAUCAUCGUGCAGCUCAGCCAUCUGUUGGAUUCCAUGCUAAGCAAGCCAACCUUACCCUGCAUUGUUAGCACUAGGGCACCCAGCCGCCAACUCAUUAGCCACCCUGGGGCAGUUCAUGCGUGACAGCCUCUCCCACAUAGAGCCUGAGUUCGGAUUGAGGGGCCAGAAGGAAAAAAGCUCCACGUGCCUCUGUGUCUGCAUGGGCCAGAAGAGUUGUGCAUGCAGAUUAGCAGGCCAAGGUCUGAGCCACGGCAGCAUUUUUAUUUCAGAUUUUGAUAACUGUUUGUAUGUGUUAAAAACCAAAAUGACAUCUUUUUAAAGCUUGUCCAUAAAAACAUAGAUGUCUUUUAUAGUGGAAAAACAUGUGGGGGG